This is a messenger RNA of Aegilops tauschii subsp. strangulata, 1776 nucleotides long. NCBI's taxonomy places the organism in Eukaryota, Viridiplantae, Streptophyta, Magnoliopsida, Poales, Poaceae. The record is from RefSeq and is a predicted model, not a curated record.
AUGGCUAUACAACCAUACAAAAUGCUGGUGUGGAACGUGCGGGGCUUGAACUCCCCGGCACGGCGGAACGCUAUUCUCCAAAAUGGAAAACUUCUUCUACCUUCCAGCGGUGGGUACACGGGCGGCAUUUUGAUUGCAUGGGACGCCACCGUGGUGGCGGUGUCAAACCCGCACCGGACGAACAACACACUCACGGCCCUGGUUAAGCCGAUCGAGGGGGGCGAAUGGUGGCUCACCGACGUGUAUGGGCCUCAGGGAAGCGAGGCCAAGGUUAAAUUCAUGCGGGAGCUCAUGGAGAUACGUGACUUGCAUGCUGGCCCAUGGACGGUGGUCGGGGACUUUAACCUCUUGGUUAACCCCGACGACAAGAGCAACGAUGUGGUGAACCACAUGAUGAUGGCGAGGUUCCGGACUAAGCUCAACCAGCUGGAGCUGCGUGAGAUGUACUUGAAUGGGAGGAGGUACACAUGGUCGAAUGAAAGGCAGCGACCCAUGCUCGAGAAGAUUGACCACGUCUUUACCUCUAGCUGCUGGGAGGAUUUGCACCCAACAUGCUUGCUUACGGCGAUGGGAUCGGUUGUGUCCGAUCAUUGCCCACUGCUGAUGGACUUACACGCGGACUUCACCAUGGGCAAGAGGUUCCGUUUCGAGGCCUUCUGGCCAAAGGCGGAGGGAUUCUUCGACGUAGUCGACACGGCUUGGCAUUCGGUGCCCGGGACGGGGAACCCUUUUGUCGCGCUAGACAAUAAACUGCGGGCCACCGCCAAGGCCCUACAGCGAUGGAGCGAUAAGUGGAUUGGUAACGCUAAGCUGCAAACCUUGAUCGCCCUCGAGGUCAUUGCGAGGCGUGCAUUGCAAGCGAACGGCCGCAUGCUAACCGGCCAGGACGAGAUUGCGGAGGAAGUGGACGCGUAUUAUUCCAGGCUCUUUGGGUCGGCCCCGGAGAGAGAUUUUGCGCCGAACAUGGAAACUUUGGGAUUGCCGGUGCGUGACCUCUCGCACCUUGAGGCCCCGUUCACACAUGAGGAGGUGGAGAAGGUGGUGAAAGGGAUGCCACUCGAUAAGGCGUCGGGACCGGACGAAUUUACGGGGCGCUUUUAUGCCUCGUGCUGGCAUAUUAUACGGGACGACAUCAUGAGGGUGAUGGACCACUUUUUCCGUGGAGACAUGUGGGGGCUGCCUUCGAUCAAUAAGGCGAUAGUCACCCUUCUGCCCAAGAAGAUGGGGGCGGUGGAGCUAAAGGACUACAGACCGGUGAGCCUCAUUCAUGGGGCAAUCAAGAUUUUCGAGAAAGUCCUGGCAACAAGGUUGGCGGCGGAACUACCGCAUCUCGUGGGCAACCAUCAAAGUGCGUUUGUAAGCGGGCGGUCUCUCCACGAUAACUUCAUGUUGGUUCAGUGCACGGCUAGGCGCCAGCACGCUUUGCGGGAGCCCACGGUGCUCAUGAAGUUGGACAUAUCUAAGGCCUUCGACACCAUCCAGUGGCCGUUCCUACUAGAAGUACUGGAGCACAUGGGCUUUGGAGGAAGAUGGCGGGCUUGGAUUUGUGGCAUUCUUUCCACGUCGACCACGCGGAUUGCGGUGAAUGGGGUGCCCGGUGACACGAUCUUCAACUGCUGCGGCCUCCGCCAGGGGGACCCGGUAUCCCCAAUGCUAUUCAUUUUGUGCAUGGAACCGUUGCACCGGCUGUUCCUCAAGGCCACGGCAGUUGGCAUCCUCACCCCCUGGCACGUCGUGGACUGCGGCAUCGGCUUUCCAUGUUCGCGGAUGAUGUGA